Morone saxatilis (striped sea-bass) is the source of this 1151-nucleotide messenger RNA. It is a transcript of the gene npm1a, whose product is annotated as nucleophosmin 1a. The record is from RefSeq and is a predicted model, not a curated record. Gene Ontology annotation, biological process: ribosomal large subunit biogenesis; ribosomal small subunit export from nucleus; chromatin remodeling. Lineage: Eukaryota; Metazoa; Chordata; Actinopteri; Moronidae. The transcript has 11 exons. Gene Ontology annotation, cellular component: nucleoplasm; ribonucleoprotein complex; cytoplasm. Gene Ontology annotation, molecular function: RNA binding; histone binding; chromatin binding.
GAAGAAGAAGCGAGGCGAGGAGGCGGAGUCCCGCGUUAGUUAGCGCUUCCUAGGAGGAGUUGGUUAUUCUUCUACCGCAGACAGGCAGCAGGUUGUCAGCGUUUUAAUCUCAACAAAAUGAACGGCUUAGACGAAGAACCAAUGGCACCACAGACCUUCCUUUACGGGUGCGUGCUGGAAGCCGGAAAGGAGGUGGUUUUCAACCCUGAGGACGAUGAGUUUGAGCAUCAGCUAGAUCUAAGGAUGGCCUGUGUGGACCCCAGCACGAAAGAUGAACUUCACAUGGUGGAGGUGGAAGGACAAGACAUAGAGGGACAGAAAAUCAAGGCAGCACUGGUCUCACUGAAACCCUCUACCCUGCCAAGUGUGUGUCUCGGCGGUUUCACAAUCACACCCCCAGCUGUUUUCCGUCUGAAGGCAGGUUCCGGUCCAAUCCAUAUCAGUGGACAGCACCUCGUCAUGAUGGAGGCCGAUCAGUCUUUCGAUGAAGAUGAUGACGACGAUGACGAAGAGGAGGAGGAAGAUGUCAGAACAUCAAAGAAAAGGCCCGCUUCCUCCCCUGCCAUCAAGUCUCAGAAAAAAAUGAAAAUGAACAUGGAGGAGGAUGACGAUGAUGAUGAUGAAGAUGACGAGUGAGAUGAUGAUGAGGAAGAGGAGAGCGAGGAAGAAGAGUCUCCUGUUAAGGUCAAGGCGACACCCUCCAAACAAGCUCCUGCUCAGAAUGGCAAGAGUUCUAAAGUCAGCACUCCAGCCAAAAAACAGGAGAAGACCCCUAAAGGUAAGGGUGACAAGUCCCCUAAAGCCCCAGCAACUCCCAAAGUAAAUUUAUCACCUCCUGAGAUUAAAGCCAAGAUGAUGGAGGCAGUGAAGAAGGGAGUAUCAUUACCUAAACUCCAGCCCAAGUUUGAGAACUUUCUGAAGCAUGGUUAUAAAGUCUCAGAUGCCAAGGUUAUUGCAGAUCUGUGGAAGUGGAGACAGACGGUGAAGGAUGCUUAAUAUCGCAGUCUCAGUAGUUUUAUUGUCUCUUUUUAUGACUUGUUUAUACCCAUAGCACCUCUCAAACCCUCUGAAGCCAAACUCUGUGCCUCCCACUUCAUUCACACCCCAUUAAUCCUGAGUCUAGUCCAGCUCCACCUGCCCUCUUGUAUAAA